Anneissia japonica is the source of this 1813-nucleotide messenger RNA. RefSeq lists its product as uncharacterized. The coding region runs from base 784 to 1695 and encodes 303 amino acids. The record is from RefSeq and is a predicted model, not a curated record. The transcript has 12 exons. Lineage: Eukaryota; Metazoa; Echinodermata; Crinoidea; Comatulida; Comatulidae.
GCUAGCUGCUAACCUAUGCUUAUAAAAUUCGUAAUUUAUCACUAAUUUAUUAGGCCUAUUCUGACUCCGUUUCAUUCAUUUAUUAUUCGUCUUCGGACAAAUUUGACAUUGGAAGACUCGAUAAAAGUAUAAAUGAAGAUCAAAUGAGUUGCAAACAUUAGAGCUGUAAUUAAACAACAUUAUGGCGUCUGGUAAAGGAAUCAAUGAAGGAGCCUUUCCAUUACUUUUGUCAGCUCUUUCAACAUGGUACGACAAGCACAGAUACGUCAGUAUGCUGAAAGUUUUGUACAGAGACCUUUUGAAAAAUACUGGUCUAUUAAUGAAUGCUACAAGCACAAUGGAAUUAAUGAAUAUGUUGAUUGUAUCUGAUCAUCUGCAUUAUACAAAUCUUAAGGUCCUCUAUGAUACCAUAAAGGCUACAGACACAUUUGGUUUGGAAAAGGAAAUUAAACCAAGAAUACUAUUAUUCCCAAAUGUUAGAACUGAGAUUAUCUUAAAAUUCACAAAACACAGACAGAAGAUUAUGAUGUUUGGAAUGGCACUGACGGAUGAUGAUAUAGGAAAGAUUAGUAGGCUAUAUAAUGAGCCGGUGAAGGAGUAUAAGGAUGCAUGGAGUUUGAUUAUGGAUCUAGAAAGUCGUGAGAUAAUUGAUAAAAAAAACAUGAAGGCUUUCAUUGACAUACUGAAAAACAACAAUCUUGUUCAAGCAGAAAAAUCUCUAUCCAAAGACAUUUCAAUUGCAUCUUCAUACACAGUAGAAGAACCGGUUACAGACAAACAGUUAUGAGGCUUGGAAUGGCACUGGAAGAUGACAAUAUCAGAAAAAUUAAACAACUGUAUAAGAAGAAACUUGUAAAGAAUUAUCAAGAUACAUGGAGUUUGAUUAUGGAUCUAGAACAUCAAAUGAUAAUUUGUGAAGGAAGGAUGGAGGAUUUCAUAGAUAUUUUGAAGGAACUUGAACUUUUACAAGCAGUAAAUGCUUUAACAGAAGACAUUUCAAGUGCAUCUUCAAACUCUGGAUCUCUUGAAGAUGUUUCAGAUUUAUGUUCAAACUCUGUACAAGAAUGUGUUGAAGAUGUUGCAAAUGUAUCUCCAAACUCUGUAGAAGAAUUUGUUGAAGGUAUUGUUGAAACACAUGUACGUAAGCGCAUAAGACGUUCUUCUGACUCUGAAGGCACUGGUAAAAAACGUGUAUGUAAGCGCAAAAUAAUUUCUUCAGACUGUGAAGGCAUUGUUGACAAUUCCAGAAGACAUUCUGACUCUGCAGAUAUUGCUCUGAGAUUAAUUCACAGUGUGAAUCUGCAAUGCAGAGAAAAUUAUGAAUUUAAUUUGGUAAAGCUCCUUGAAAAGCCGAGAGACUCUCUGAAUUCUACUGAUAAAGAACAACUUCUUGAGAUAAUAAAGAAUCUUAAAAACUAUUGUUCAAGCCUUGGUUUGGAUUUGAACAAAUUAAUCAACAACUGUAUAGUAUUUUGCCUCUCUGCAUAUGAUUCUAUUGGUUUGCUGAGUCUCUGGAAAAUGCAUAUAAGCAGAAAACUCAUUGAAGAUUUAGCAGACAUAUUAGUGCCACAAGAACAUCAGCAGCUGUUUUUAGAUGAAUGGAUUACAUACAUUGAUGAAAACGAAUACAAAGGUGCUCUCAUGAAGCUGAUGGAGAAAGGUAAGACAAUCUUAAUGAAUUUUAAAUCAUUGUAAUUUUGAAAUUCCAUUCUCCUUUUUAAGAAUGGCAAAGCUAUGAAGGAAACAGCAAAAAUGGAAAUUUUCAAGGUUAUACAGUCAUACUGUAUUUAACCCUCCACUGAAAUUCUUCACC